AUGAACAAGAAGGUGCCUUGUUCUUCUGGGGUAGUUCAUGUUACACCAUUUUUUGUGGGUCAAGCUUUUAAAACCAAAAAAGAUAUACAAGGUCACGUGAAGAUGCUUUCAAUAAAAACAAGGAAGGCCCUACACAUGGAAAAAAAUGAAAAAUUGAGGUUAAGAGUCAAGUGUAAAGGGGUGGUUCCAGAUUCCACUGAUGGUGGGCCCUCCACUAUAAGUAAAGCCACAUCGAAGGGAAAAACUGUAAUUUCACAAAAAGAUUCUUGUCCUUUUGCUAUUCAGAUUUCUAGAUCUACGGAAGAGGAACAAUGGUUGGUGAAGACAAUUAUUGAUGAUCAUUUAUGCUUACAAAGUAGAAAUGCGAAGGCAUGUACAUCUAGAUAUCUUGCAAGCACUAUUCUCCAAAAAAUGGAUUCUAACCCUCGCAUCCCAGUAACAGCCUUACAAGAAGAGCUUCAAAUGGAUUUGGAAUUAAGCAUAUCAAGAAUGAAGGUGUUCAGGGCUAAAUCAAUUGCAAAGGAACAACUGUAUGGUGACUACGAAAGGCAAUAUAAUUUGCUGAGAGAUUACUGUUUGGAGUUACAAACCAAUAACCCAGGUACAACAGUGAAGCUAGAAGUGUGUAAUGAACCAAAUCCUGAUGUUCAAACUCGUAUUUUCAAGAGGAUAUACAUUUAUCUUGGAGCACUUAAGUUGGGGUUCAAAUCUGGAAAAAGGGAAUUAUUAGGAUUGGAUGGAUGUUUCUUGAAAGGACCACACCCUGGACAAAUUCUAACAGUUGUAGGUCUUGAUUCCAACAAUGGAAUAUAUCCACUAGGUUAUGCAGUUGUGGAAGCUGAGACAACAAGUUCAUAG
Molecule: messenger RNA, 858 nt
Organism: Lactuca sativa (garden lettuce)
Lineage: Eukaryota; Viridiplantae; Streptophyta; Magnoliopsida; Asterales; Asteraceae
Biological process (GO): positive regulation of transcription by RNA polymerase II; cellular response to iron ion starvation
Molecular function (GO): DNA-binding transcription factor activity, RNA polymerase II-specific
Source: RefSeq, a predicted model, not a curated record